Hyaloperonospora brassicae is the source of this 1254-nucleotide messenger RNA. Lineage: Eukaryota; Oomycota; Peronosporomycetes; Peronosporales; Peronosporaceae. The record is from the annotation of a GenBank genome assembly.
AUGGACGUGAAGCGGAUCCUGUGGGAGUCCAAGCUGGCGGUCGCGCUCUGCCUGCUCAUCAUGGCGCGAUGUGUCGACCGCGUGCUCUACACACGGAUCACGUACGACUAUACCGACUUCCUCUGGUACUUUACCAACGUGAUCCUCCCCAUCUCCUUCUUGGUCUCGUCGGCUCCUGUCGUCGCGUACAAGAUCUACUUCACAGACGACAUUACGCAGGAAAUGCGCGACUUCCCGCACUACAAGUACAUGCUGAUGGCACUGUUUGACACGCUGUAUAACUUGCUGGGCGCGUUCCCCACACCUCAUAUUGGGGGGAACAUGGCCAACGUGCUGAGCCAGUUGAAUCUUCCGUUCAAUAUGCUGCUGUCGUACAUAUUCCUACAGACGCGCUUUAAGCGCGGCCAUAUUCUGGGUUCCAUCCUGGUCCUGUACGGUGGCAUGGUGAACUUGAUUCCUACCCUUACGGGCCAGGACAAUGCCAACACGCCGGAUCCGAGUGCAGGGUGGAUUACUCUAUUCAUCGUGUCACUGGUGCCGGCGGCAGCUUCGAAUGUGUACAAAGAGAUUGGACUGAAGGACGUGGACCUGGACAUCUGGUAUGCCAACAUUUGGAUCAGCUUUUACCAGCUCAUCAUUGGCGCUGCUACAAUUUGGACAGUGCGGAUCGAGGCAUUCAGCGAUCCUCCAGUGCCAUGGGCCGACUUCCCAUCCUACAUGGCGAAGGCUCACGAGUGUUUUAUCGGCAACGAAGUUGAGCUAAACGGCAAAGUGCUUGCGUGCGAUGCGGGCGUGAUGGAGGUCUUUUUGAUCUUCAUCAUCUUCAACACAAUGUACAACCAGCUCAUGCUGUACAUCUUCAAGGAAGGCAGUAGUGUGCUCUUCGUAGUGUCGUCCGCCGUGGGCAUUCCCCUCACCGACUUGUUGUACAUGAUCCCCUUGCUCACAGGCAAGUUUGCUGGCCAGUCAUUCACUAUCUACGAUGGCUUCUCGCUCGUCGUGCUUGUGAUGGGACUGCUCGUUUACCAUUCUGAAAAAGAAGAGCGUAAGCGCGGCUCCCAGUCGGUGGAAAAGUCUCCCAUGUACGCGUCGCCGUCGUUGCAGAAAACGCAUCUCAUGCGGAAGCGCCGUGGAAAAGGGGUGUACCGUCAGAGCCCAAUGCAUCGACGCACUGGAAGUGGCAGCGAUAUCCGACUUUUGGCCCGCAACGCGGCUAAGAAGAACAGCUAUGGCACGAACGACAGUACGGCAUGA